Eurytemora carolleeae is the source of this 1651-nucleotide messenger RNA. Its product is annotated as facilitated trehalose transporter Tret1. The transcript is spliced from 8 exons. Gene Ontology annotation, biological process: transmembrane transport. The record is from RefSeq and is a predicted model, not a curated record. Gene Ontology annotation, cellular component: membrane. Gene Ontology annotation, molecular function: transmembrane transporter activity. Bases 139 to 1557 code for a protein of 472 amino acids. NCBI's taxonomy places the organism in Eukaryota, Metazoa, Arthropoda, Copepoda, Calanoida, Temoridae.
GGCUUUAUUUAAUUUAUUCAUGAGAGUUCUUGAAUGCAUCCCUAGUCUAUUGUUUAUCAACAAAGGCAGUUUCCUGUCUCAGCAUAUAACUGCUGCUGGAACACAUGCAUAAUAAAUCCCUUAAGAACUAUAUGCAUUAUGAAUUCAGCGGUUUCAAGAGAGAUCAGGUCAAUUUUUACCCUAUAUGCCGGUGUCCUUGGUAAUGGGAUGAGUAUGGGAUAUUCAGCAAUAGCUAUACCUGAUAUAAAGCAGGAGUUACUACAUCAUGGCGCAAACUCCACCUCUCUGUUUGAUCCAAUUGAAACAUCGUCAGAGCAGCUUAAUUGGUUUGCAAGCUCUGUGAAUAUUGGCCAGCUUUUUGGUGCCUUGAUUGGAGGUUUCUUUGCCAGUGCAUUCGGACCUAGGAAAGCCAUUCUGAUUGCUACAGUCCCAAACAUCAUUGGAUGGUUGACGAUAGCUUUCUCUCCCAGCAUAUACUUCUUGAUAAUUGGAAGGAUUAUGGUUGGUGUAGGGUCCUGCAUGUUAUCUGCUAAUUGCAGUAUGCUGGUUUCCCAGUUUAGUUCAACUUCAAGACGAGGUAUAUUUCUAUCUCUAUUCACCCUGAUGGUAAGCUCAGGUGUUCUACUCGUCUACAUGUUUGGAGCUGUUCUAAACUGGAGAAUAGUUCCAGUAGUCCCAGUUUCAAUCCUUCUUUUUCAUAGUUGCAACCUAGUAUUUAUUCCUGAAUCUCCAGUUUGGUUACUGGGACACUCAGGUGUUAAGGAAGCUAGAGAAGCAUUACAGUGGCUGAGGGGAACUGAUGAUGUGGAGGUGGAGUUAGAUAAUCUCAGAAAAGUUCAAGAGAAGCAGGAGAGCGCUUUAUCUUUAUGUGAAGCAUUUCAAAACUUCACACAUCCCGAUGUUUACAAACCAGUUUUACUUGUGGUGACUAACUUUAUUCUGACGAUGAUGGCUGGACCUUUCGCUAUUGUUUUCUACGCAGUGGAAAUAUUUCAAGCUACUGGAGUUCAAGUUGAUAAAUACAUUGCAACAAUCAUCAUGGGAUUCAUCAGAGUCUUAGGUGGAGUAUUUGCCAUUUUUUUUAUCCAUAAAGUUCCAAGAGUGAUGUUAGCUGCAGUAAGUACUGCUGUUAUGGGUUUCUCCAUGGGACUACUGGGCUUUGCUAUGUUCUGCCAGCAUGUUAAAUAUGAAUUCCCCGGACUGACAAUAAUACCACUUGUGGCAAUUAUUCUUUAUACAUUUGGGUUUGGUGCAGGUUCUGGACCUCUUCAGUGGGUUUGGAUGGGUGAGCUUAUUCCUCCUGAGUAUAAAGUAUUUGCAGGAAUAUCUACGUCCAUUGCUACCGCAGCUGUUUUUAUGGUGACUCUGAUAUUUCCAACCUUAUCGUCUUACAUCCAUCCUCACGGAACCUACUGGCUCUUCUCUGCUGUCUGCUUCCUUACAUGUGGAUUUUAUUUAAUCCUUAUGCCGGAAACUAAAGGAUUGUCUAUACUGCAGAUCAGAGAGCUCUUCAAAAAGAAAGAAAAUCUAAAGGCGGAUGAAUCUCUUAAAAAGUAAAAGAGUUUUUCCAAACAUGUGGUGACCAUUUAAGAUAUUUAAGAUAUCUUUAAAAAAUUGUAAACUUUGAAUAAAUUGGAUUAGGAAAAUUUAA